GGAUAUUCUGCUCUGAGUCAUCGAUCGGAAGAAACUAAACAUGUCUGGACGCGAUAAAGUUGGCGGAGGAAAGGUGAGGUCUAAGGCCAAGACUCGCUCCUCCCGUGCCGGGCUGCAGUUCCCCGUCGGUCGUGUCCACAGGCUGCUGAGGAAGGGACACUACGCUCAGCGUGUCGGUGCCGGCGCUCCGGUCUACCUGGCGGCGGUGCUCGAGUACCUCACCGCUGAGAUCCUCGAGUUGGCCGGGAACGCCGCCCGGGACAACAAGAAGACCAGGAUCAUCCCCCGUCACCUGCAGCUCGCCGUCCGCAACGACGAGGAGCUCAACAAGCUGCUCGGCGGAGUCACCAUCGCUCAGGGCGGCGUGCUGCCCAACAUCCAGGCCGUGCUGCUGCCCAAGAAGACUGAGAAGGCCGUCAAGGCCAAGUAAACCACGAUCCUCAACCCCCACUGCACAAAGGCUCUUUUAAGAGCCACC
Larimichthys crocea (large yellow croaker) is the source of this 478-nucleotide messenger RNA. Its product is annotated as histone H2A-like. Gene Ontology annotation, molecular function: protein heterodimerization activity; structural constituent of chromatin; DNA binding. Gene Ontology annotation, cellular component: nucleosome. Bases 41 to 430 code for a protein of 129 amino acids. The record is from RefSeq and is a predicted model, not a curated record. The transcript has a single exon. NCBI's taxonomy places the organism in Eukaryota, Metazoa, Chordata, Actinopteri, Sciaenidae.